Messenger RNA from Gavia stellata (red-throated loon), 1066 nucleotides. Its product is annotated as CMRF35-like molecule 2. Gene Ontology annotation, cellular component: plasma membrane. The coding region runs from base 13 to 981 and encodes 322 amino acids. Lineage: Eukaryota; Metazoa; Chordata; Aves; Gaviiformes; Gaviidae. Gene Ontology annotation, molecular function: transmembrane signaling receptor activity. The transcript is spliced from 7 exons. The record is from RefSeq and is a predicted model, not a curated record.
CCCGCAGCGGCCAUGCAGCUCCUGCCGCUGCUCGCCUGGGCGCUGCUGCCAGGAUGCUGGGCGGUGAGGGGGCCCGGCACCGUGCGGGGAUCGGUGGGGGGGUCCCUCUCGGUGAACUGCACGUACCGGGCCGGCCAGGAGAUGAAACCAAAAUUCUGGUGCAAACCGGGAAGACUUUACACCUGUGCUGAUGACAUCGUCAUCACCUCGGAGGAGCAGCCUGUGGUGCGGCGGGACCGAUUCUCCAUCCGGGACAAUCGCACACGGCGGGUGUUCACGGUGACCAUGGAGGGACUGGCCGAGGGGGACUCGGGCACCUACCGCUGCGGGGUGCGAACGGGCGCAAUCCGGUUUGAUGAUAGGUGUGAUGUGACGGUGAUCGUGUCCCCAGCUCCUUCUUCCUCCUCCCCAGCAUCAUCCUACCCCAUGACCACCGAGCUCCUUGAUCUCCGUAGCUCUGUAUCAGUCCCCACAGAGACAACUCCCCGGGGGGAAGCUGUACCACGUGGAUCAAAUCUCUCUCACCACAAAGGCUCCAGCCCUCCACCCUUGGAUGUGGUUGAGCACAUCCUCACUCCAGGCAUCGUAGUGGUUCUUCUUCUGCUUGCAGUUGCUGCUGGCGUUUUGGUAAUGCUGUCCAGGAAGAGGAAGAAGGCCCUCUCUGGAGCAGCUGUAGAGAUGGACAGGACUCGCAGCACAUCACAUACAGGAGCGGAUACCUUGAACUACGCGGACAUCAACCACCACGCGGGCACAGCCGAGAGCCAGUUGUACAGCAAUGCCGAGGCUUUCCGCUGCUUGGCAAACACCGCGACCGAUUACAUGGAGGUGAAGCAGAGCAACAAGCAUUUGGAAGGGGAAAAAGAGGCUAUAUAUGCCAGUGUGCAGAAGUCCCUGCCAGAGAAGCAGGAGAUCUAUGCCAACGUGCCUUCAGCCCCACAGCCCAGAGGACAGCCCUACGACGCAGCGCAGAGGGUGUGAGCUGGCACCCAGCCCCGCGGGCUGCUCCUGCUGCCAGCAGUGCCAGCGGGACAUGGGCUGGCUUUCCACUCAGGCAGGAGCUGGC